AUGAUUUCCCAUCCUGAGUUUGUUGUCAUUGCUUUUGCCUUUCGCUUUUUACUUGUCUGCUUGGCGCAAAACGAGGGAGAAUUGAAUUACUUGAUGAUCAACAUUUUGGAAUUGAACCAAAGUAGCUCCGACGAAAACGAUUUGUCUUGCCUUCCGUCGAACACAUGGAGAAAUGGUACCAUUCGUUCUACUGGCAUUACAACAAACCUGACAGAUAAGACGCCAUCUAAUCACACUGUGUUGACCCACAACACUCAAGAUCCUACCACGAUGGUGCCAACAUCCCCUGGUGAAAACGUAUCGACCUUUUCAAAGGAAGCUUGCGGCCUGUGGUCCCUACCGCUCUGCUCCCGAUUAAUCAACAUAACAUGGCUGUCAUUUGCUCCUUUUCUUUUUCAGCCUAAAAACAACACGACACAAACUGAAACUGAGUUAGACGGAAAAGUCACCGGUGUAUUCUACAGUAUAAUAGGGCGCGCUGUUCAUUUUUGUUGCAAACAUUUUGACAACAGGGGGACACGCUUGGAAUAUACCCACAAAGCGAAAAACAUAAAUACGUUACAUGCUAAUAUCUUUUAUGAUAAAGCUUCUAUAGGAAUGCCAGUAUACAUUGAAAAUAAUCGCUCCGACCAGACCUAUGGAGGUAGAUUGGCAUUUAUCGAAGUCCUUGAAUCUCCCGGGUUGGUUGUUAUUGGAAACAAGGAUGAUGUCAAACAGAAUGAUUUGAAGGUUCUAUGGAAAACCAUUUACAACCAGUGGCCGAUUGUGCUCAUCUCAGUGUUGUUAUGCGCAAUCUCUGGUAUUUGUGUCUGGGCGCUGGUAAGUAUCAUUGCGCUUUUUGGAGAAAAUCCAAAUCUGGUUGGAAUAAAUACAGGGUGUUUACUGUUUGCAUUGGCAAACCGGUCGGUUCACGGUUUGGGCAAAUGGUGAGCAACAUUCAAGACUUGUAAAUUUCGUCCAGGAAUCACGUUUACUAUUUCAGUGUACAAAUCAGUUCCUUUUACCAAAAAAUGACCGGGAAGGCCUGAACAUGGUAUCAAAGAUGUUUUGAAGGAACGGAACACGAACUUCCGUUUGCAACAAUCCCACCGGGAAAAACGGUUCUACCUUUUCAGACGUUAAUUUCCACCUAAACGACCCGAGAAAUCGUGUUCCAUCUUUUUUCCAACCGGUUUUACCGAAGCUUCUUGUAAAUGAUAAACAACCACAUUUGCUUAUUAUAUCUUCAUUUUCAGCCCUAUUUACAACGAAAUGGAGUAAGUUUCUAAACGGAAACUGUGUUGUCGGUAGAGGAAUGAAGUACUCAAAACUGAGUGAAUUGAUAAGGCGGCAAGAUUGACCACCUUAAAAUAUACGUAAUAUAAUAUUUGUUUUUAUAACCAAAAAACUCACUGACUCCAAAUUUAAAGCGACAAACGUUCUUGAACAAAUUCCUAUAUUUAGGCCACGAAAAAGGGUCUCUUUUCUUAAAUUAAACUGGGUAGAAAAAUGAAGGGUUAUGGCAUGGUUUGAUGGCAUCAUUGGCACACCCCUACACAAACUAACCCUCAGUGGUUUCCCGCCCCGGGUUUGUAGACCUCUAGCUCUGACGAAGCCAUUGUUAGAAUACCUGUCGCCCGUUUAACGUAUCAAGGUACAUGAUGUAAACAUAUUGUGGUGUAAACGUACAAGCGAACCGGCGUGUUUACAACCGACCAAGCAUAUCCAGUUGAAUUUGACAAGUGUAAAGGCUAAAUAGAUAAUCUUUUAAUUUUUGUAUUAUUUAACAGGACACAAUAUGGAAUACAGAUGAAUUCCCUCGUCGUUAUCAUCGUGGGGCAUUUGAAGGUUUCUGGUGGGCCUUCGUUACCAUGUCAACCGUUGGGUAAGUGAAUCAAAAUUCAACUGCACCAUCACUAAUAAAGGCAAAUUUAGGCUAUGCACUUCCACAGGAAUCCGGAUACACUAAAAUCGCAUAAUUGAUAUUUUUGUUGAACACCAAUAUUUGUUGUGGUAUAUCCGGUUUGGAUUCACCCAUCCGUAGGAAUACACUACUGCGAUUUACAUUAUUUUGCUAAUUACUAGCUACUAGGCAUGCGCAAAAACCGAACUCGCGAUGUGAUUUCGCGGCAUUUUUUAGUUUAUGUAGUACUUGACUUCAAAAAUAUCGUGUCGGCAGUCGUGUACACGAAAUCACCAAACGCUUCUGAUGAGAAAAAAAAUCCACUCUGGAGAACGGUUUCAAACACAUGCGGUCUCGAUGUGCAGCCAGCUGAUUCGUUUAAAAGAAGUACACAGUUUUAAAAGUAUCAGCAUAUAAAGUGCUUUAUGCAUAAAAGUGACUGGAAAGAAUAAGAAAUCUUCAAUGUCAGCAUCACGCUUAGUGCUUGGAGGUUCAUUGUGCAAAAAUGUUACCCCUUUGCAUUCUUUGCAUGCUACGUGCCUGCCAGUUAACUAAACGAAGUUCGUAUAUAUUUUACGUGACAUAAUUUGCAUACAGCAAUUUCUAUAUGGUGGUUAGUUGACAACCGGACAAUUAACUUGCAACAGGGAUCAAUUUAAUAAAACUUUUACUCGUGUAAUUUAGAAGUGUAAAUUACCGCAUUUUUGACCAAAUCUUCCUUUUUGAACCUUUUUUCGGCCAGUUACCAUGGGAAUAGCUCAAAAAAAAGAGAUUUGAAACACUAAAGACAUAAUUUUGUGCUAAUUGGAUGUAAGCAGCUCUUUUGUUAUUCGCGCAUCCGCAUAAGCCAAAAUUUGCCGAAUCUAUUUCGAUCUCUUUUCUCUUUUCUUCUUUUCCCCUUUGCCUUUAUUUUUAUGGCCAUUUUUUGUUGCCCACUGUAUCGUCUUUCUUAAUUUCGCAUGAAAGUUUGGCUGGCUUACUUUCCAAUAAAGCGACAAAUUUAAUCUGCAAAGAAUUUUGGGUAAAUAGCAAAAUUGGCGGUGGAUUUUUCCCCCAAAUGUUGCUUAAAAUGUGUUUUUGUCUGUAACUUUGUCUUUAAAUUUUCUAAAUGAGGUACCAGUAGAAAGUUCUAUCCUCGCUAAUUGUGUUCAUUACCAUCUUAUUCGCAGCUUAAAUAGAAAGCUAGUUAAUAGAUACAGGAAGGAUAAUAUGCAUGGGUUCAUAUGGAACAAAAACGACCAAAGCGGACGUUAAAGAGCCGUCAGUUGAGAAUGAAAAAAAUGUAGUAACGAGAAGCGAUUUCUUGCUCAACUUGAGUGUGGUAUUUUUGAAAAACAACUGGCAUUUACCUUUGCUCAAUUUAAAGUGAGGUUUUCAUGGGCUUAGCGCAUUAAUAGUCAUGUUAGGAUGAAAAUGGAUAAUGAUGACGAACUUUAAUCAUUGAUGUUUCCAAUUGGUUUUUAUUUUUUAUAGUUUUUAUUCGACGUUAUUUCGUUCUGUAUCUUUAUAAGAAUUUAUGUAGUUUAUCUUACAGUGUAUUUGUCAAGCAUUCUAUGAAAGAAAGAUGCCUUUAAAGGGUUUUCACACACAUCUUCACACAGUGCUCUCGUUUUCUCCAUUACGUCCCUCUUAUCGGCGCUUCGGCGUCCCACUUCUACAACGGCACAGACUUUAUCAGAGAGCGGCAUUGAGACCUAUUGAAAAAUAAACUCUUCUUGUUUUAAGGUACGGAGAUAAAGCUCCUAAGUCAGUUAUGGCUCGAUUAUUCUCUAUCGUGUGGAUCAUGGUUGGACUUACAGUGUGUUCAGUUAUGACAGCUACUUUUACCACAGCACUUGCCACAGCAGCUGUCAAAGAUGUAGACCUGGUGGGAAAGAAGGUAAAAUAUUCAUUAUCAAAAAUUACUCGUAUGUUUCCUUUUGCUAUUUUUCAUUGAUUACAAUUAUCGUUUGCACAUUUAUGAGCUUAAUAGUCUGUGAAAUAUUAAUGGGCAUUAAAGGUUUGUGGACUCUGUGGGAUGGAGGCUACCUAUAAGAAUAGCAAAGUAGUUUGUAGAACUUUAAAGAACAUAUCGAUGUAAAAUUGUUGAUUUAAGAUCGACGUCAAUCGUAAAUUAUUCUACUACUGAUAAAGGGAUGCAUUGAAGUUACGCAAAAAAGCGGCGAAAUUAAACAUGUAAGCAAGUUUUUACUUUGGGAAUAUUUAGAAUGAAUAAUGGGAAGAAUAAUAAAAUAUUUAUUUGGCUUAGCUUGUUUCUUCAAACCAUAUUCAGCCUUUUCAAAUAAUUGCCAUUAAAUCCUCCGGUUAAUUCUUUUCACAAAAUAACCAGUUAGGGCUGACCAAAUUUGGAAGUCGUUUGACAUCAAUCGGCUAUCCGAUAAACACCAGCAAAAGGGACGGCAACCGGGAGGCCCUGGAGACGAGGUUGCAUUGUCUUGGUAGAACAGUAGAAAAUGGCGGAAACCUAAAACAAUUAUUGGACUCCGCUUAAGUGUGAUCUGAAGAAAUGCGAUGCAGAUCUCCCUCCUAAAAAAUAACUGCUUUUAUACUUCAGAUCAUACUCAGCCUCAUCUUUACUAAGUGAUAUGUUACGUUCUCUUGAUUGUCCAUACUGCAGAUUGCUGUGUUGAAGGGAAGUCCAGCAUUCCAAGAAGUUAUCAAACAGGGAGGAAGCCCAACACGUAAGAUUAACAUGACUAACUGGUCGUAUACACAUGUUUAAUUAUUAACGAGAGUUCAUUUAUUCCGUUCCCGCUUACGGGAUCAGCACUGAAAGGAAAAUAAUCCCGUGUCUUGCUCUAUUUACUAGCUUUUUCACCAUUAAUUUUAUACCUGGGUAGCACAUCACAGCUUUCUUUAGUCUAAACACCGGUUUGAUCUUGAAUUUGGAAAAUCAUGGUUUUUUGCAAAUGUCAUGUCGCAUAAUUUUUUAAAUUAAAAUAGGGACUCCAUUGAAAUGAUUCGCUUGGUUCUCCUGAACAGAACGUAACUCAGCCUAAAAGUUCCAGUUCAUAGUUGUAACCGGUUCGUGUGGGUCACGUGCUGGCAAUCCAGUUCAUUCUGAUGUAACAUGCGACUAGUUCCAUUGAUGUUUUGUGGCUAUUCUCUCAAAUCCAACAAAAAAUUUAUGCUCGAGGUUCCAAGCGGCAAGAGCUCCCAAGUAUUGUAACUGCACAUUUAAUCAUGUGCCAUGGGAAGUUGCGCUAUAUAUAAGAUUUAGUUAAUUGUAAAUUGUAGUUGUUGCGCGUUGGGGAUCUUAAAAUUCCUCUCUCUUAACGACAUUGUUUGUCUUCCUUCUUCGUUUAUUUUCUCAGUUUUUGAAAACUUUCAAGACAUGCAAAAAGCUCUCCUAAAUACGACUGUGACAGGUAUAAUGGAUGAGAUGUACCACGGACUUUACUGGAUGCACCAAGUUAGAGAUUCAAGACUGGCUGUGGUUAAAAUGAUUGAGAGAACACGUUCGUACGGCUUCGCAUUCAAGAAAAACACUAUCUUUGAAUGGCUGGCUGAGGACUGCAUUCGAAAACUUAUUUUGUAUCGCAGAGAGGAUGUCUACUUUGUUAUGAAACAGUUUAAGGAUGAAAUGAAGGUAAUUAGGUUUAAUCAAUGGAAGUAAUUCACUGAGCUUCUUACGCUAACUUUUUAAUCAACUAACUAUUGCUCAUUGACACCAAAGCAAUAUCCAAUAAAACAACGGGAUAACUACGACAUAUUAUGGGUUGGGGCGUGGCCGAGUGAUCAGCGCGUCGGAUCUGCAAUCCGGCGGUUUCGGGUUCGAGUUCUCCUACGGUCACUGGCUGGAUUUGUUCAGUCACGGCUGUUCCGAAUUCAAAUCCUCUUCCACGCUUGUUAAUACCUCCUGCUAGUUUGGUUUUAAUCCCGUUAUGUUCUAUUUGGAAUAUUUGUUUCUAUUAGACAUUAUUCACGAUAUCACCAUAUUUUCAUGCUUUGCAUUUUUACGGUUGACGGUCAGUUGGUUAACUCUUUCAAAACGAGAAAAAAAUUUUACUCGUGGCAAAUGUACAAUUCCAGAAUUGAUAAGUUUUACUGAUAUCUCAUUACAUUGCUUACUAUGAGGACAUCUGUGUUCGCUAUUGCGUCCAAAAAAGUAACAACGAUCACUUCACCCAUACGUUUCCAUUAUCUCUUAAAGAUAAAAAGUUCUCUUGUCUAGAAUAAAAUAAACGUGACUGCGAUUUCUUGUAUUGGCAGAUCUAUCGCUUGUUUGUCCCCAGAGAAACCACGUGACAUCGCUUCUAUCCCAUCGGACCUUUAGCAAAUGCAAGGAUGGCGGGUAUCGUGGAUAAGGUCUAAGUGGUGCACUUGUAAACUUAAGCUGAAAAGCUAAGUGCAGUUCCACUGCACAAGUUCUUAACUUUGCGUUACGUUUUACGCCCUUCCUUCAUAGCCUUGGACGUCAACAACUGCACGUCAAUACUUCCAAAAGUCUCACUUUCAAAACGAGUUUAAUUGCAAAAUUAUUCAAUUUUUUUCAAUGGGGAUAAAAAAAUCAUUUUCAUAUCACUGGAUAUACACUUGUCCUCGCUAAUAAAACAGGCUAAGGGCAACUGGAAAUGGGCCUAUUGCUUCCUUUCUUUAACAACAAGUAAGCUCUUUGCUCAUAUUAUUAAAAUUCUAUUUUAAGGAUGAACUCUCCACCGCAAUGGAUGAUGACGGGUUUUCUCUAAUGGACAGGAAUUCUCCUGCUUUUUGCGCCCUUGUUACUUCAUUAAUAAUCUUCUUGGGAACACUGAUCGCAGCAAUCUGCCUCUGUAAACUGCUUUUGUAUCUAUACCAGAGAUUUGUAAAGAAGAAAAAAAGUGAAGGAAUAAAAGGUGGCUAAUAUUUUAUCAUGUCUCUCCUUUUCUAAUGCUUCUUCGAUUUUUUUAUUGCUACUUUUAAUUUAGAGCAAAACUCCGUUGAGUUCAGUCUAGGCCUCCCCUAGCCCCACCCAGCCCCCACCCCGACGCCUUCAAUACCACCAGUUAUAUACCUUCUAAGAUAUUGAUGCUCAAUAAAACUCGAUUUGGAGCGAGGUCGCCAAAAAAAACUUACUCAAGAAAUGACAGAAUCGGAAUCGGAAUCCUAAGCGGAGUCGUAAGAGCGCUUAUGACCUUGUGAACAUCAAAAAUUGGAGUCGUAAGCAGAGUCACAAGCUGGACGGAAUCGGAGUCGGAAGAAUCGGUACGUUUUCAUUUUCUUCCCAUUCCGCUUACAACUCUGUCCUUUACUACCUAGUGAAAACCAGAUUGUCGGAGUCGGAGGCAGAAGCGUAAGAAUAAACCAAUCACGACGCUAAUUCCCACCCUUUGUGAUUAGUUUAGUUCUUCCGCUUCUGUUUGCAACUCCAAAAGCCUAAUUUUCACUCGAUCGUAAACGACGGAGUUGUACGCAUCAGGACGUUGUUUUCACUAGAUCGUUAACUUCAACGCUUCUGAUUUCGACUCCGACACCAACUCUGUCGCCAGUGAAAACCUGCCUUAAAUGCUCUUUCAGUUAUCAAACAAAAAUGUAAUUUGGCUGAGCUCAUGACUAGAUACGUGUCCUUAUAUGUUAUACCUAAAGGCAUAAAAUAAAAAUUUGUGACGUAGAACGGACAAGCAGGACUAAACCGCUAACAAUAUGUAUGAAUUUUGAUUUAUUCACAGAUAAUGUCCAGCCCUCGUCCAGCCACUGCAACGCUCCACCAAAGAUGAGUUGCUGGAUAUUUCAUAAAGAGAAGACCAAACAGAGCUAUGGAAACUUCCAAUCCCAUGAGGACACUCGAGUUCAAGAUCCUUUGCCCUCCAUCAUUUGA
Porites evermanni is the source of this 7679-nucleotide messenger RNA. NCBI's taxonomy places the organism in Eukaryota, Metazoa, Cnidaria, Anthozoa, Scleractinia, Poritidae. The record is from the annotation of a GenBank genome assembly.